Messenger RNA from Athalia rosae (coleseed sawfly), 6078 nucleotides. RefSeq names its product nuclear pore complex protein Nup98-Nup96 (gene Nup98-96). Bases 196 to 5793 code for a protein of 1865 amino acids. The transcript is spliced from 30 exons. Lineage: Eukaryota; Metazoa; Arthropoda; Insecta; Hymenoptera; Athaliidae. Gene Ontology annotation, molecular function: structural constituent of nuclear pore. Gene Ontology annotation, biological process: protein import into nucleus; post-transcriptional tethering of RNA polymerase II gene DNA at nuclear periphery; RNA export from nucleus. The record is from RefSeq and is a predicted model, not a curated record. Gene Ontology annotation, cellular component: nuclear pore; nuclear pore cytoplasmic filaments.
CAUAUUUCGAAUAUUCAGCCGAAACUGAGUCGAUGAAACGGUGACCAACCCUUGGCUAACGCAUACUGCGUAGUUGGUUAAGAAUUUACUGUAUUCAACAAGGAAAAACGAAAAACGAAAAGUUGUACAUUGACUGUGUGAGACUUAUAAGGAAUCAGCAAGUGGUGCAUCUUGUGCCAAGUACCUAUAUCAGUAAUGUUCGGACAAACUGGAAAUACUUCCUUUGGAGGAUUUGGUGCAGGAACCCAGAGUAGCCCAUUUGGUCAAUCUCCAUUUAGCAAGCCAAUCACAACAACGAGUUUUGGUGGAACAACUGCACCAGUAUUUGGUAGUAGCAACAAUUCUCUGUUCGGCACGAAGCCUACUGGAUCAACUAGCGGAGGUCUUUUUGGUAGCACUGCAACCACACCUGCCUUUGGGCAGCCAGCUACUAGUCAGUCGUCAUUUGGAGGAUUCAAUAGUCCCAGUACAAAUGCUGGGCUAUUCGGUGGUCAGCAAAAUGCAAAUACUAGCUUGUUUGGUGCUACCAAUCCUGCUCCAGCUUUUGGACAACCCACAAAGCCGGCAGGGUUUGGCUUUGGAAAUACGACAGGAACUGGACUUUUUGGACAGACUCAGCAGCCUACUCAACAAACCACACCUUCUCUUUUUGGAGCAUCUAAUACAACAACCAAUACUGGCCUGUUUGGAACUGCAAGCGGUUUUGCAGGUAACAAUACAGCAGGUGGAAUGACCGGUACAAUGGUGAAGUUCAGUCCUCUGACCGGCAGUGAUACAAUGAUAAAAAAUGGUGUGACCCAAACAAUAUCAACUCGCCAUUAUUGCAUCACUUGUAUGAAAGAGUACGAAGGCAAGUCAUUAGAAGAAUUACGUUUAGAAGAUUACACAGCUGGUCGUAAAGGCCAGGCGCAAGGAGCCCAAACCACUGGAUUGUUUGGAUCACCAGCACAACCCUCGCUAUUUGGUAAUCCUGGAGUUAACACCAGUACUGCUAAUACAGGAUUUGGAUCAGCAACAGCUGGUUUUGGAGCUACUAGUCAGCCAGCAGCUACUUCUGGGUUAUUUGGAGCAGGAAAACCAAUGACUGCUUUUGGAGCUGCAGCAACUACAAACAGUACAUUCCCCUUCCAGUCAACUACGACAACGUCGAAUCCAUUUGGCGCAAACACUCAAGCUAAACCUUUUGGAGCUGCUGCACCCACACCACUGUUUGGCUCUACUAAUACCACUCAGACACCUGCUACAGGCUUUGGACCAAAUAAUACUACUACAUUUGGCACUUUUGGAAAUCCACAACCUAAUCAGACUAUUGGACUUUUCAAUCAGCCCAAAUCAGCCUUCAAUAUGCCUGCAUCUUCAGCUAGUACUGGCUUUGGUGGAUUUGGACAGAAUACUGCAACAAAUGCUACCGGAGGUUUAUUUGGUGCAAAACCUGCUGGUACAACAAGCUUUGGUGUCGCACCACCUUUUGGAGCCACACCUGCACCGACUUUUGGAGCUAAUACAGCUUUUGGUGCAUCACAAAAUACAGGAAACUCAUUAUUCAACUCAUCCUUCAAACCUGUCGGACAAACUGGAUUUUCAUUCGGUGCCACACCCUCUACUUCUACAGGACUGGGGGUAAAUACCGGACUAAAUCUUGGAACUGGUUCUAUGUUAUUUGGGCAAACAAAACCCAGUGGCCUCUUUAGUAACCCAGCACCUAAUCCGAGUUUCAACAGUGGAGGUGGUUUUGGAAUGGGUACUAAUUUUGGAUCCAAUAACAAUGCCAUUGGAACUGGAUUAGGGACAAUAGCUGGAGGAAUCGGAACAAAUCCAACACCACAGAAUUCUGGAUCCAUGCAAGUCCACCAACAAAUCUUAGCCUUGGUUUCAGCCCCAUUUGGCGAUUCCCCGUUACUCAAAAACUUGUUACCUGCUUCAGGUAAAACGGAAGAUCUUUUGAAGCCAACAAAUGCAACAGCAAGAUCUUUGAAUAGUCCUCAAUACAAAAUAGCCACUAAUAACAGUUCUCCAAAGGUUAAAGCUAGAGCAGUAACAAACGCGCAACUUUCUAAGAAAUCAUUGUUCGAAGGAUUGGAAGAAGAAGAUCCGAUCUUACAAGAAGCAUUUCAGCCUCGAGCCAAUGCAAAGAGGCUUGUACUGCGUCCGAAACCAAUAACUGUGACGGACGUGCAGUCGAUAGAUCGAGUUGUAAACUCAGUUGGCAUCAAAGAGUCUCAAACCUCACAAGAACCUAUUACAGAAAGUGCAAAUAAAGAAAACUUACAACAGGAUGAUGUCCCACGCCCUGCCGACGACAGACGUUCUUCUACAUCUUGGCUCAAAUCAACUCUAUCAAGGAAAAAUAAAUCACCAGUUGAUGAAUUUGAGGACCAUCAAAUGAUGUUUGGAGUGUUCGAUACUUUGGAGGAAGGUGCUGAUGAUACUGUUGCAGAAUUGAGAACACACAAAAAGCCUCUGAAUGUAUCUCAGACUGCAACACUGCUUUCAGCUGGAGACAAUGCUCAGAACUCUUCUAACAUUGAUAGGAGUGUAUUGAACUCUUCGCGUAGCUCUGAUACGAGUCAUGAGCAUGAUGAAACUCCCGCCAUGGUAUCUCAAACAGAACAAGAGCCGAAUGCAGCUUGUGUCACACUGCAUCGUAUCGGUUACUACACAAUUCCCUCUAUGGAUAAACUUGAGGAAUAUGUUCGCGGACAAACUUGCAUUGUACCUAACUUCACAGUGGGUCGCAGAGGAUAUGGAAAUGUUUAUUUCCCAGACGCAAUUGAUAUUUAUGGCUUGAAUCUUGAUAAAAUUGUUCAUUUUCGAAACAAAGAGGUCAUUAUUUAUCCUGAUGAUGAACAGAAGCCAACCAUGGGUGAAGGAUUAAAUCGCAGAGCACAAGUAACUCUCGAUCGUGUAUGGCCACUUGACAAAACUCUACGUCAACCAAUCACUGAUCCCCAUCGUCUAGCUGCAAUGGAUUAUGAAGGAAAGCUUCGCCGAGUCUCUGCUAAACAUGAUACCAAAUUUCUGGAAUACCGUCCUGAAACUGGAUCAUGGGUCUUCAAGGUCGAUCACUUUUCAAAAUAUGGACUCAGUGAUUCUGACGACGAUGAUGACAAUAUUCCUCCAAAUUCUGAUCUAAAGAAAUUGAAAGCCACAGUUGAGGCAGAAUCAAAACUUAUAGGAGCAAUAAAAAAGCCACAGCCCGAAAAACAGUCAUCAGACCCAAAGCAACAGAUCGGUCUUGUCGGAGUUACUGACGGAUUGAGAGACAACCAAGAUACGUCCCUCACUUUUCAAAGCGAGAUUUUGGACGAAACUCACAUGACCUUAGAUGAUCUUUAUUCAAGUCACCACGAAAAAGAUAAAUCCAUGGGUCUCAGUCCUUCUGCAAUCUUCGCACGUGUCACGAGAACAGACAGUCAUAAAUUACAACUGAUGAAAGCUAGCUUUUUUGAUACAGAUGACGAAGACAUCGAUGAUGGUAUUCAUAAAGAGCAAAUAAAUUUGCUUGCCAAAAGCUCGACAAAAAUAAUUCCAAGCACAGAAUCCAUAGAAGCUAUGGAGGAGGAUCAAACCGUUCCCUCAUUUUUGGCUAAGGAGUCUGGACUUAUGAAAGAAAAGAAGCCAUCCGAAGUCUCGAAAGUUAAUGCAAUCAGACCCUUUGCUCUACCCCAAGCCUUUUCCUCUCUCAUCGUGAGGCCUGAUACAGUCAUUUUACAAUUUCCGUCAGAAGUUUUGCCAUUAAAAGAAUCUAUUGUUGGGAAACUGAAUGCUCGUUGCACGGCUGAUACAGGUAUUCAAAUGGGACGUUCUUUUCGAGUUGGGUGGGGUCCGGGCCUGUCGCUUAUUUCUCUGAGCACGCAAAAACAAGCAGCUGUGGUACCUUUACAUGGUAAAUUCAGCCAACUCGGAUCUUAUGUAGCGGGUCGUUUACUAAAUGAUAACACAUCAAGUAUUGUACAGCGAUUACAAAUAGUCGGUGGUAGAGGUGGUGAUUCGGACAAUAUUCAAAUUUUCAAGGAGAGUAUAAUUGGUCAUCUUCGUAUACAAUUAGACCAUUGCAUUCUCGGUCAAGAAGGUGAUUGCCCAGCAGUAGGAGCAGGGGUAGGGCCAGCGACGUUGCAUGCUCACUGCAGUCUUGCACAAGAGUUAGCUGAUUCACAAAAUCCGGAUCCUCUGGCUUUUUAUGCAAACCAUGUGUGGAAUCUUUGUGUAGCACUUUGGGGAAAUCUACCUGAUCUACAAUCUGAAACUGAUCAAGUAAAGCACCAAAAUGUGAUGGUUCGAAGAGAGGCACUCAGCGAGUGGUUAGAAAAUGUCUUAACAGAAACGUUGACAAAGGGAAUAUCACAAGAGGAACCAUUGGAUACCAAAAUUCUUUCAUUACUUGCGGCGCAUAAACUAGAAGAAGCUUGCAAAAUCGCACGAGAAGUAGGUGAUCAUUGUUUGGCAGUAUUAAUGGCUCAACUUGGAGGAGCACCGAGUGUCAGAGAAUUAAUCAAGCAACAACUAGCAGUGUGGCAGUAUACUGAAAGUGAUGCUCACCUUUCGCCGCAUAAGCUGAAGCUAUUUAUGCUCGUUGCUGGAGAGCCCAUUAUAUCUUUAAAACAUGGAUUUAUCAAUGCAUGCGAGGCACUGGAUUGGAAACAAGCACUGGGUCUUCAUCUGUGGUACGUGUGUCCUCCUACUGCAUCAAUUACGGAUGCAGUUAACCUAUACGAAUCUGCUUUUAAUGGAUCUGAGGCAGAAGCGUAUGCAUCACCACCGACCCCCGUAUACCAAGAGGAGGAUUAUGAGGCAGAAAUAAGCAGUGGAAAAAAAAUUCAAGACUUAUGUUUCCACUUGUUGAAGCUAUACUGCACCGGUAACCAUCCUCUUGAGCAACUUUUGAAUCCACUGACUCACACUGUAGAUCCGUUGGAUUACAGAAUUAGCUGGUUAAUACAACAAGUGCUCGUGGCGAUUGGCUAUUCACAUUUGUCCGACCAUGUUGCUGCAUUGACACAUGUAAACUUUGCUGCACAAUUAGAAACGUAUGGACUCUGGCAUUGGGCGAUUUUUGUGAUAUUGCAUCUGAAAGAUACAGGUAGACGGCGAUCGGCAAUCAUUGAUCUUCUGUCGCGUAAUGUCCAAUUAGACGAGACCACUGAAUAUAUUAAACAAGAAGAAUUCCUGAAAGAAGAACUUGGCAUACCUUCAAUGUGGAUCAACAAAGCAAAGGCCACCAAAGCUCGUGCCAUGAAAAGGUAUGGCGAAGCUGCUUGGUAUCACAUCCAAGGUGAACAAUGGAAUAUGGCUCAUGAACUCAUAAUUGAUCACUUAGCUGCUGAUGCAAUUAUAAAUGAAAAUUUGGAAUAUCUAAAGUCAUUGUUAAGCCCACUAGUCCCAACUGAAGCUCACAGCACCAUUAAUGGAUGGGCGCACGGAGGACAAUUACUGUGGGAUUAUAUGUUGAUAACUGCAGAAGUAGAAGCGUUACUUGCUGGAAAGUCUGACAGUACAAAUAUUGGUUAUAAACUUGAGUUGUUGCAGCCAGAACUGAAAACCUUGUGUGCAAAGAUCAAUCAAUUUCCUUGUCCAACGGCUAAGCACAGGUUGUGUCAAGCAGAAAUAGCCAAAAGAACUGCACAUUUAGUUCGGAGUUUGGUGCUUUUACAAUCUGAUGGAAAAAGAUCGACUUCCAAAAGUUUGACAAAUUUGGUUAUGCAGUUACCUCUACCAGAAGACUAUGCCCAGCAGGAACUUCACCACAUUGUUAGCAUGUGUGUGAACGAAUUAGGGUCUCAACAGGUCACAUAAAGUAUAAUUAAAUAUCGUACGCAAUUAAAAAUUAUGAACUUUACGCCUAAGGAUAUAGUGACAAUGUAAGAUGAUUUUCAGUCAAGAUAAUUUUCAUCACAGUUUUUUAAUAAUAGUACCGAAUUUCAUUUUCAUAUAAUUUGUUAAUAAUUAACUCACGUGUAAUAAUGCUCCCAAACCCUCGAUUAUAGACCGUGCAGAGGCUACGACUCGAUGUAUUCCAUUUGAAAAUAAUCCUAAAUGUUUUGUCACGUUAAUAUGAUAAUAAAAAAUAUUUUCAACAGA